Messenger RNA from Phytomonas sp. EM1, 1102 nucleotides. The record is from the annotation of a GenBank genome assembly. Lineage: Eukaryota; Euglenozoa; Kinetoplastea; Trypanosomatida; Trypanosomatidae.
UCCAGCCAAACAUUUUUUUAUUCCCUUUCGUUAUAGCGACAAAAAAGAAACAAUGGAUGAUGAUAUCCUCCUUGAAGAGUGCAUCAGUGCUAACGUCCUUCAAUACCCAAAGUACCUGCUUUCAUUGGUGGCGCUUAUUACAAGCCUUCAACCUGUGUAUUUCUCCCACGCGAUCAAUGGUCUUGAAUGGAAUCGACACAUUAAUGCCCUAAUCUAUGUGUUAAUCACCAUUCUCACGACCUACAUACUCACACAGGCUUAUAUUGUGAUGGUGGAGAGUGAAUUUUGGGCGCGCCAGCGCCACUUUGCAGAGGGCUCAGAGAAGGAUGAGAAGUUACUUCGCCGUCUGCGGCUGCAGGUCGCCGUGGGGUACACCUUAUUUUUCGUAAAUGGUGUUUUCUUCCUCAUGUGUACCUGUCUGAUGUCUUACAUAUUCCGACACACGGACCCACUUGCCUCAUACGUGCUAUCGCCGUCAUUAACAUCAUCAUUGCUCUUGUUGAUAGCACACAAGAAUAAAGAGAGCUGCCAACGUCGUCUGCGCCGGCACAAGUGAAGUCAGUGGAAGUGACAUAAGCAAGGCUAGUCAAACAUUCUAUAGCUGGUUGUUGCUAGGACAUCUUUGCGUGUCUGAAACUUUUUCCAUUUUGCCCGAUGAGUCACAAAUUGCGAUGUAAAAGGUAUCAUAGGAAAAGGAAUAUACGAAUAAAAGUUACCAUCGGGAAAAAGUAUAUUAGCGUUAACAUCUACUAAAUCAGUAUUAAAGGGGAAAUCUGAGUUGUGCAGGCAAAGUGUUGACUUCUUCAGAUGUGCGUGUUGAUCAUGGAUCCAUGUGUUUUUUUCUCCUUUACGUGCGUGAAGGCAUGUCCUUUGUUAAAUUCACUACCGUACUUGAAUGUUCACGAUGUAUCGUUGAUUAGGAAAGAGGUCAUAAUCCACUGCAUGAGAAAUCUAAAGGAUACAGACAAAUAGGAUAGGUAGAGACGCCACAAUUAACCUUCUUUAAGACUUUGACCUUGCAAGCCAAAAAAAAUAUCCCAGUCAAUUGAAAAAUGAAUGGGUAUAAUUUUAAUUUUAAUGUGCUCUUAUAAUUCACGGCAAU